This is a messenger RNA of Suhomyces tanzawaensis NRRL Y-17324, 276 nucleotides long. RefSeq names its product protein transporter (gene TIM10). Gene Ontology annotation, cellular component: mitochondrial inner membrane. Gene Ontology annotation, biological process: protein insertion into mitochondrial inner membrane. The transcript has a single exon. Lineage: Eukaryota; Fungi; Ascomycota; Pichiomycetes; Serinales; Debaryomycetaceae. The record is from RefSeq and is a predicted model, not a curated record. Bases 1 to 276 code for a protein of 91 amino acids.
AUGUUCGGUUUAGGUGGAGCAGCUCCUCAAGUAUCAUCCCAGCAAAAGUUACAAGCCGCUGAGGCGGAAUUAGACAUGGUUACUGGCAUGUUCAACCAAUUGGUUUCCCAGUGUCACAACAAGUGUAUCAACAAGUCAUAUAGCGAGUCGGACGUUAACAAGCAAGAAGCACUUUGUUUGGACAGAUGUGUCUCCAAGUACUUCGAAACCAACGUCCAAGUCGGUGAGAACAUGCAAAAGCUCGGCCAAUCUGGUGCCUUCAUGGGUAGACAAUAA